Molecule: messenger RNA, 4849 nt
Organism: Austrofundulus limnaeus
Lineage: Eukaryota; Metazoa; Chordata; Actinopteri; Cyprinodontiformes; Rivulidae
Product: ELAV-like protein 4
Cellular component (GO): ribonucleoprotein complex
Molecular function (GO): RNA binding
Source: RefSeq, a predicted model, not a curated record
GCGGCUCCCGAGGUGUGGGCUUCAUCCGCUUUGAUAAGAGGAUAGAAGCUGAGGAGGCCAUCAAGGGCCUAAACGGCCAGAAGCCAUCGGGUGCUGCCGAGCCCAUCACGGUCAAGUUUGCCAACAACCCAAGUCAGAAGACCAGCCAAGCCCUUCUUUCACAGCUCUAUCAAUCCCCCAACCGCCGGUACCCGGGCCCACUUCACCACCAGGCUCAGAGGUUCAGGCUGGACAAUUUGCUUAAUAUGGCCUAUGGCGUAAAGAGGUUUUCUCCCAUCACCAUUGACAGCAUGACCAGCCUGGUUGGCAUGAACAUCCCUGGGCACACAGGCACCGGUUGGUGCAUCUUUGUGUACAACCUGUCCCCAGAUUCAGACGAGAGUGUGCUCUGGCAGCUGUUCGGGCCAUUCGGCGCAGUCAACAAUGUGAAGGUGAUCCGUGACUUCAACACCAACAAGUGCAAAGGCUUCGGCUUCGUCACAAUGACGAAUUACGACGAGGCGGCCAUGGCCAUCGCCAGUCUCAACGGCUACAGGUUGGGCGACCGUGUCUUGCAAGUCUCCUUCAAGACUAACAAGACACACAAGUCCUGAACUUUGGACAGGUAGAAGCAGAUGCCCAACGCCUUUGUCUGCUAUAAAAUUGCCCCCAACCCCUCCCUUCCGCCACUCGUCCCUUAGCCGCUUCAGUCACUACCACCACCACCCGAUUACAGCCAUCCAACAAAGCAAACUCAAACUACAACUGGAACAGAAAUCAACCAACAAACCAUCGAACAAAUUGAACUAUAAAUGGCUUAUAUUAUAACUUUGGACCUAUAAGCCAAUGUUGCCUGAGUAGUACAAAAAUUAAAUGACGAAAACGCUCACAAGUUUUUAGAAGCUCCUGUGAUAAUACAGGCUUCUCUUUAUUGUAUAUUCUUUUUGUUUGUUGUGGUUGUUCAGAUGAUUUUUUUCUCUCUUCUGUGGAAAACAGUAGCAAUUUCUUGUAUCCCCUUACUUUAGAGAAAAAGAAUGUCCUUUUUAGGCUGGAACCUUUUCUCUGUCUUGAUUCAGGAUUUAAUUUUCUUUUGUAAAUCCGGAUCCACUGUCGUUGUUAUUAUAUGCCUCCCUGUCAGAAAAAGGGAGGGGCUCUUUUUUAAAUUAGUGAAUCCAUUCAUUCAUUUGUAGCGUGUUUUAAAAACUUCCCCUUAUUGAAUAUAUAUGGGAUCCCAGAAUCCCAAUAUCUCAGAUAUAGAAAAAAGAAAAAAAAAGAAUUUCUAACAUUGUUUUGUUUUGUAUCGCAAGCAAAACAUAAUGUCUUUCCUCACUGGGUUUCAGGGAGAUGGGGCGAGGGAGGGGAUGGGUUAGCUUUCCUGAUGACACGUUCAGUAAUUUAAGAAAAAAAAAUACACACAUAACACUGUUGCCAAAGAGAAGAUCUCUUUGCUUGGGAAAAAAUGCAUUUAGAAAAAGAUAAAAAUAAAUAGAAAGCUCUAUUUUUAUAAAUGAUAAUUAAAAUAAUUAUUGAAGAAUUUUUACAGGAAUCUGGAUUUGAAAAAAAAGAAAAAGAGAAAAAUAUUUUGACUGGCUAACUAAAGGGGGGGCCGCGGCGGGUGGGAGGGAGCACCACCUUGUCUCGUCGUUCUGCCGUGGUACUUUAUAGGAUCAAAAGGUUUCGUUUUAUUUCAUUUUUAAUUUUUUUUUUUGGUGAAUCCGAGUUGGUUGUGAUUUUGUAGACCAGAUGGUUUUGUGAAAAUGAAAAAGGGAUGCAAACUGAGGCAGGUGAUUUUGGUAAUUUUUCACACACGUACUAGUGCGUAAUUAUUCAACAGCGAUACCCAAAAGGGAAGGGAAAGGGGUCUUUCUGAGACCUGACAAACUUUAUAGUUAAGAGCCCAAAGCAAGACGACCCUUUGUCUACUUGUUUCUCUUUUUCUCUCUUUUUUUGUUUUUUGUCAUCAGUCAGUAUAGGAUAUCAGUACAGAUAUAUUCACGUAUAUCCAUUUAAAGAGCGCACUAUACAUUAUAUCUCUUUUGGUUUUUGAUCUAAGUUUGUGAACUUACAUCCAAAAAUAACUUCCUUUUAGCGAUCAAUGGUAGGUGCUAAACUACAUUAUUCACAUAUCUUAAAUAUCCAAGUUUGUUGUUCUAUGUGUUGUUUAAAAAAAAAAAAAGUACUUUGAUGUUUGCAUUCAAUUGAGCUUCUUGUUCUUUGUUUGACAUUUGUUUAAUGUUGGCCCAGAAAUCUGGUGAGGCUGUUUCUUUGCCGAUUUACUAGAUUCAAUGAAAUUUGGGGCCUUGUAAGAAUCACAAAACAAAACUGUAUUUCUUUUUUCCGUUAGUUUGUUUGUUUGUUUGUUUUUGGCUUGCUGACUUUUAGGUUACUCGCUGAGCGUGAAACGUUUGUCGAAACUUAAUGAUGAUUAGCUAGUUCCGUUAGUCUAGAUAUUUUCCUCAAACAGGAUCUAUGACAACUGUGUCUUUCUUUGCUGUGUACAAAUAGAUAUAUAUAAAUAUAUAUAGUCUACAUUUGUUUUACAAUAUCUACUGUAUUAUCUGAGUUGUCACUGUUCUUUUGUUUGAGCUUGUCUUUUUCAUAUGACAAUUUAUUAUGAAGUGGUGGUUCAGUUACUUAGAAAAAAAAAUUGUGAGGAACUGUUCAAUUGUUGUCAUGUUGCUUGUGGAGAAAAAAAAUUGGAUUAACUUUCAGUUAACUACCGCGGCAAAAGAAAUCGAACAAAAAGCCUAAGAUAAUUGUUUUUGACAGUUUAUUUAUUUUCAAACUAUUUAUUUUUUAUUUGUAUUUAUUAUAUAUUUAUUAAUUACCUAAUUUAUAAGUGUAUUUAUGUAUUUAUUUGUUUCACUGUCUAUGUAUUUGCGUGAUUCUGGUACAGGGAGGGGGGUGUUUCUGCGCAAAAGGGAACAAAGCGACUAGUGGAGAGGCUCUUCCAGUAGUCCACUGCACUGAGAGGACUUUUAGUACAUUUGUGCUUUGUACCAAUAUAUCAAAAUGACCAUAUAAAAAAAUAUCUAAAAGUCAAGAAAACUGAAAAAAAUUGUCUGGAGGGUUGGGGGACGCUCUUCCCUUAUUACUAGAAACAGUUACUCGCUAUGCAUAACCUAGUUAAUAGUUAAAUUUGCUAUUGCUUUUUUCCUUGUCUUGUUAAAAAUGAAAUCUUUAGAUCUUUUUCAAUAAAGUUUAGUCUUAAUAGAAUGUUAUAAACAGUCGUUCUGGUUCAAUAUAACCUGUGAUAAGUUUGUGUAGUUUUAAAAAAAAAGCCACUCCGUCCACACCCUCCCUCCACUUACUACCGCUUUGUGAUGAAACCUUAUGCAAAAAUGUGGGUCUGAAAGCAUAGUUUUCUGUUUUUCAGUGAACAUUUUUCUUCAAUAUUCAGCACGUAGAGACAGAAAAAAAAUAAUGGUUUUAAAAGUUGUUGUUUGAGGGUCAUUCAUUGCACGGGACUAAAUCAAUCGAAGUCACUGAAAAGUCAAGAAAUUUUUAUUUUUGAGAUCAUGUUUUCAAAUGACGUACCAACAAAUCUUUAAAGAAAAAGACAAGUUGCACACUAAACUGCUAUUUACAGCAGCUGUUGCUAUAUUUAAGAAAUACUCUGGAGGUAUAAAAAAAGGGAUUGUGUCAAUUCUAUAUUUUAUAUACAUUAAUAUGAUAUAUAUUAUAUAUUUUGAAAGGUAAGGGAAUGGUUCCAGAAAUAUAAAUAUGAAAAAUAAAAAAUUGGAUUUUCGUUUGUUUGUUGCUAAGACUUGAAAACAUGAAGGAGGUGUGUGGAUAGCAGUUAAAACACUCAGCCGCACGCUCGCAUCCUUAUCUCCCAACACCUCGCUCAAGCCUGGGUCAUCUCGAUAUCAUUCCCCCCCUCCCCCAAUCAUACAACCAUCACCUGCACCAUCCGAGUCGCAAAGUGUUCUCAUGUCACAACAGCAACAAACCGACCAGACCCCUUCAUGCUCCUAGCUGCCGUUGGGAGCUUGAAAUAUGCAACGACCCCAGUAGAAUGUUCUGACGUGUGAGUUUCCUACACGGUGUGUGACUUUUCAACUCUUACGCGUGUGUUUGUGUGCGCGCAUGUGUGCACGUUGGUACGCAUGUUUGUUAUCGUCCAUGUGUUUGUUAGCUUGGAGCAGAUGUGUAGGUGCGUGCAGUGCAGUGCAGUGCAAACCGUUUGUUCGGGGGGCCCAUACGCAAGUGCGCGUCUGCUUGAGUGCAUGUUUGUCGAGAAUCUGACCACAGUGUCAGGGGUGAUUGUUCAGUGUGUGUGUGUGUGUGUGUGUGUGUGUUUGUGUGUGUGCAUGUCGGGGUGUUUGACACAUGGGGCUGCGUCACCUCGCUCUAUGCCCGACCCCUAUGGCUCACACCAUCCCCCCGUAGCGCCUUAUAGUGGCAGCCUGCCAGUAGGAACAACGCAGCCAGUAGUGGAGGAGGGAAAGUGAACAGAGGAACUAGGCUCUUCUUGUCAGUUUUUAUUUUCCUUCUGGAGACGUGUUUAUUUACUAUCUGAGAAAUCUAUAAACAAAAUCUUUAAAGACAAAAAAGAAGAAAAAAAAUGUUCACGGGGCCCCACGACCGCGGCGCUCUCUACUCUCUCCUGCUUAUGUUAUUACUUAACAAUUAUCAACAAUGAUUAUUAUGAUUAUUAUUGCUAUUAUUCUUAGUAUUCUUAUUAUUAAUCCAAUUACUGCGAUGAAUGACUUCAUGUUAUCCUUGCUAGUUUAGGUCAUUUCUGAAACUGGAAACAAAAUAAAAAUCUUGCUGUAAAUGUUUGUUUUUUCUUUUUCAUAAAACUGUUGUGUUUAAAUUAUUUGUACUUUUGAAUGUUGGGACAAUAAAAUGAGGUGUUAAAAACUGA